Molecule: messenger RNA, 3294 nt
Organism: Penicillium atrosanguineum
Lineage: Eukaryota; Fungi; Ascomycota; Eurotiomycetes; Eurotiales; Aspergillaceae
Exons: 2
Coding region: 1-3294 (1097 amino acids)
Biological process (GO): mitotic sister chromatid cohesion; maintenance of mitotic sister chromatid cohesion
Cellular component (GO): SMC loading complex; chromatin
Molecular function (GO): double-stranded DNA binding
Source: RefSeq, a predicted model, not a curated record
AUGAGUUUCUCCGCCCCGACGCGCAAAGCGGAUGUUGGCGCUUCACUCGCGUUGAACGAUCAGCUUCAUUGUCGAGCGCAUGUCGGGGCGAUGAGUUUUCCGCCACCUAACUCGGGACAGUAUCCGCAGUACAUCCCUCCCCAGUACCAGCCCGGCAAUGUGCCUGCGCAGUUGCUGUACAACAAUGGCCCUCCUCAGGUGCCGGUACAGUCGCCGUACAAUGGCUACACCAAACCGCCAGGCUAUCCGCAGGGGAUGAUGCCCUAUCCAUAUUCUCAAUAUCAGCAGCAGUCGCAUCAGAUGCCUCAGCAAAUACCUCCGCAGCAACCUCUUAUGCAUCCACACCAGCAGUUGGCUCAACAACAGCCUCCAAUCCAACAGCAACACCCUCAAUUUCAAAUGCAACAAUCUCCUCGUCAACAAUACCAACAAUCUCCUCAUCAGCAAGUGCAGCAGCUGUCUCCGCGCCCGCAAUUUCACCAGCAAUCUCCCCGAACUCAGCUGCAACAGCAAUCUCCGCGUGCCCAAUUCCAACAAGCCCCUCUUCCUCAGCUACAACAAUCCCCUCGUCCCCAUGUACAACAGUCUCCUCGACCUCAGUUCCAACAACAGUCUCCUCGUGCCAACUUCCAACAGCAAUCUCCUCGCCAACCUGUGCAGCAUUCUCCGCGUCCGCAGUUUCCUCAGCAAGCGCCCCUUCCUCAGCCGCCGCCACCUCCGAAACAGCAAGUGCAACCGCCGCCGCCGCCGCAAGCACCUAAGCAGAUCCAGCCCCAGCCGACACCAGCCCAAUCCCUACCCCCUGUGCAGCCACAGCACCAGUUCAUCAACCCGGCAGAGCUGUUUGUCCAACCACCUCUCCCCGAGGCUCCGCGAUCUCGAUACAUCCCGCCUCCGGAUUUUGUCGACCCAAGUGCGCUGUCGGCCACGGCGGCUGGAGAUUUACCUUUGCUCCAUUCAAGCAUCUCUGCGGCUCCGUUAGAAGCACCACUAGCGCCUCCGGCCCAAAAUGCCCCACUUGCCAAUCCUCAAAAUCACACUCGAGGCCCGCAAGGACAGUCGAUGUUCCAAAUCCAGCCGCCUCAGCCGGUCAUCAAAGUAGACUCUACGCCAAUCCCAAAAGCCCCGAACGUGGAAAGGAAGCGCCCGCCGUCUACUCCAAGCACUGACUUGAAUAAGCGUCCUCCGUCUGCACCCAAGGCGACCCCGACAAUUGCGCACCAGCGACCUACUCCCUCGCCUGCCGUGCGUCUUAUCCCGCAGGUGAAGAUCCCGCCCGCUUCUCCUGAGGUCCAGAAGCAACUUCAGCAGGAGCAGGAGCAGCAGUCAAAGAAACCACAGCAGAAACGAAACAGCCUGCAGGGAACUGAAAAGGCUGCAGCAAAGCCCGCCAAACCCCCAGUGGACUAUCAGGUCCUGCUGCUUUCAUUGGCUGAUGAGUAUCUGAACGCUGCGCAUCGCCAUGGAACGAAGAUGGCUCUGGCAACUCGCCAAGGAGAUAUCGAAGGGUACUAUAAGUUAGUCGCUACGGGACUUGGAUGCUUGGAGGCUGUGUUAAAGAACUGGCGAUUGCAACCUCGCAAAGAAGCUCUUGUGCGACUCCGGUACGCGCGGAUAUUAUUUGAAGAGACGGAAAAUGAUCUCGAGGCCGAGACGGCUUUGAGCAAAGGGAUUGACCUUUGUGAGCGAAAUCGAAUGCUGGACUUGAAGUACAGCAUGCAGCAUCUUUUGGCGCGGAUGCUCCACAAAACCAACCCCAAAGCAUCUUUGAAGGCUGUUGAUGGCAUGAUUCAAGAUGUUGAAGCAUAUCGUCAUGCCGCUUGGGAAUACGCAUUCCGCUUCCUUCGAGUUUCCUUAUCCUUGUCAUCUUCGUCGCACCAGGACUCUGUUCAGGCAUUACAACACCUCCAUAAAAUCUCCGCUAUGGCCGGCCGAAAUGGUGACAAGGCUGUCUCGGCAAUGGGAGCAAUCAUGGAAGCCCUGGCACAUCUACAACACGGGACAGGGUCUGAUGCUAUUGAGCAAGCGCAGCGUGCUGUAGCCGCUGCACGGAGUCAUCAGUUGAAUGAAGAGCUUCGCGACAUUCCACAGCUUGUUACGCUCAUCCAUAUGGUUGACAUCUUCUGCAGUCUCUUGGAAUACGAUGUCAACCAGGCUACUCAAAAGUUAAGCGUGAUGCAGGCUAAGGUAGACGAGACACUGAGCGACCCCAAUUGGCGCCCUGACGGCUCAUUCUCGGUUCCACUCAGCGGCAAGUCGGCCGGGCCGUCGUCCAUCGACACAGGCGACAUUCUCCAGGUCCAUAACGGUACGCUUCUUCUGAGCUUCAAUUGGCUUCCCCAGCACGACCUUUACGCCCUUUCUUAUUUCUUGAGCUCGGUGACUCUGAGCUCCAAGAACUCUUAUGAUGGUCGUAAGGCAGAGAAGUACUUAGAUGAAGGGCUUCGAAUGAUACAAGGAGAAUUCAAAGCCCCUCAAGAGAUCGCCGAGUCUAUGGUGAAUGCGACCCGGAGAGUUGAAUGGCGCCGAUCUCUUUAUUGCAGCUUCCUUCUUCAACGUGUGUUUUUGGCCUGCUCCCGAACCGACUGGGAUCUGGCUAAACAGAGCUUGAAAGAGCUGCGAGUGGUCACACAAGACAUCGGGCAUCAGCUCCCUGCAUCUAUACAGUGCCUAAUGGAAUAUGCCGCUGGUACCAUUUCUCAGGCCUCUGGUGAUCUCUCAGCCGCCUUGGCAACAUUCCAAUCUCCAUUGCUAUCGCUUUCUUCUUCUAUCAGCAAAACCGCUCGCAAUGACCCCUGCCGCGACACAUGCAUCUUGGCAGCCCUCAACACCGUUCUCAUCAUCCGUGACCCAGCCCACCCAUCUCAUUCCCAUCUCCCCAAUAUCUUGGCUACUCUCGAAUCCUUCUGCCAAGGUAGUCCGAGCAAGUACAUCCAAGCCGCCUACUUCCUGGUUUGCGCCACUGUGAAUGACUCUACAGUCCAAACCAAACAAUACCUCCAGCAGGCCUUGCAGUCUGCAACUGCCAUCAGCAAUAACCAGAUCACCUGCAUGACUCUCACCUUUAUGAGCUGGAAAUACUUCCGCGGCGUCGUUGGCGAGCAAGCUGAGAAGAGUGCUCGAGCCGGACGCGCCAUGGCUCGACGAGCCAACGACCGUCUCUGGGCCAGCGUAACCGACGAAAUGCUCGCGGAUACUCUCGAGCGACAGGGCAAGGGCGAAGAAGCCCGCGACGUCCGCGCAGAGGGCCAGCGACUUAUCAUGGGCCUGCCUCCUGGCUUGAAACGGUCAUGA